Sorex araneus (European shrew) is the source of this 2778-nucleotide messenger RNA. It is a transcript of the gene ZACN, whose product is annotated as zinc activated ion channel. NCBI's taxonomy places the organism in Eukaryota, Metazoa, Chordata, Mammalia, Eulipotyphla, Soricidae. The transcript has 8 exons. Gene Ontology annotation, cellular component: membrane; neuron projection; synapse. Gene Ontology annotation, biological process: nervous system process; signal transduction; regulation of membrane potential. Bases 1324 to 2643 code for a protein of 439 amino acids. The record is from RefSeq and is a predicted model, not a curated record. Gene Ontology annotation, molecular function: extracellular ligand-gated monoatomic ion channel activity; neurotransmitter receptor activity; transmembrane signaling receptor activity.
AGGGCCAGGGACUCUUGCCCCUUGCAUUGUUGCGCGGGGAUCCGGCUUCUGUCCCGCGCACACAAGGGGUGGGAACAUUUGGGUGAAGGCUUUGGAUUUCGGGAUGUUUAGGUGCCCCCUCACCCCCUCCCCGAGACUAGGAAGGUGGGAGAGUCCCACACCCCGGAGUGAAGCACCCCGUCUGUGAGCCGACCAGCUCUGUCUGCCCCUUCCGGGGCUGAGGAGACUCAGGGGGUGCGCUGGGAGCCAGAGUCCCUCCGUGUAGGGGUGCUCAGACCUCCUGGGCCCCUCCCCGCAUCGUCUGGGGCUGACGGUCUUGGCUCUGCCACGUGGCACAGAGGACGAGACUGCCGGAGAUGUUGGCAAAGCCCUUAACUGUGCUUGCACGGUCCCCGCAUCUGUGAAGUAGGGGUACCCCUCUAAGAUAAUAGACGAUGCAAACGUUAGGGCCAGACAAACAGUACAGUGGGGAGGGCAUUUGCCUUGCACGCAGCCUACCUGGGUUCAAUCCCGGACACCCCAUAUGGUCCCUGAGCCCACCCACAGGGAGUGAUCCCUGAGCUUAGAGCCAGGAGUAAAUCCUGACCCUUGCCAGGCAUGGCCCCUCCCCAAAACUCGACUACAUAAACAUAAAGGUGAAUUCUACUUUUAUUUUGGGGGAUCCCACCUGGGGAUGCUCAGGGAACCCUAUGUGGUGCCGGGACUCCAGCCUGGUCCCGUGGGCAAGGCCAUCAUCUUCCCGCCAUGCUCUCUCUCCGGCCCCAAAUGUGCAUUUUGAAGUCUGCUCACUAUUUUUGUGUUUGCUAUUUUGGAGGCCCACCCUGCCCUGUGCAGGGCUUUCUCCUGACUGUGGCCAGGGGUUACUCCUAGUGGGGCCUGUGGUGGGGAUCAACCCUGGGUCGGCUGAGUGCCAGGCAAGAGCCCUGCCCACCGUACUGCCACCCCAGCCCCCACACCUGGCACUUUUUGUAGUGGGCCUGAGUUACUGGGACUUGGGUCAGAUUGGAAGGACCAACUGGAGACCGUGUGUGUGUGUUGGGAGGUGGGGGAGGAUUCUCUGUUUGUUGGGUCCUGCGUGGCGCCUUAAACGUGGCAACCCGUCCCAGCUGGUGGAAACGGAGCGGGACCGUGGCAGGUGCAGGUGGGUGUGGCUGGAACCUGGCCUUUGUCUUUGGGCGUUUGCUGAACUGAGGUGGGGGGUUCGUGUGCCAGGCUGCGGGGGGCUUUGCACCGUGCAGCUGUCCCUGCCCAGCCACCCCGUACCCCAGAGACGUGACUCCACUAGAAGCUGCCGCUCAGGCUGUCCUGCCGCAUGCAGCCACGAUGGCCCCGAGUUUCCUGCUCCCUCUCGCCGUCCUGGGGCUGAGCGCCACGCAGCCGCCCUCGGUCCUGGGCAGGGGCUUCCAGGCACCGGCGCUCGGUAAGUGGAGAAUAAUGGGUGUGCUUGGGGCGCGGACUCCGGGACUCCUGGGUGACCUCUGCACCCGUCCCUCAGCCUGGCCGCCCUUCCUCGAUCACAACUCGCCCCAGGAGGCUCAGGAGACCAUCCAGAUCCCCGGCAACGGGAGCCAGCCUCUGCUCGUGGAUGCGCAUGUGUUUGUGACCAACGUCCUUAAUGUGGACAUCCUGCGCUACACCGUGUCGUCCAUGCUGCUUCUCCGGCUGUCCUGGCUGGACGCCCGCCUGGCCUGGGACGCGAGCAGAAACCCACGGCACGUGGUCUCGCUGCCCUGGGACUCGCUCUGGACCCCAGGACUCACCAUCCAGGAGGCGCUCUGGGUGGACUGGCAGGACCAGAGCCCCCGGGUCCGAGUGGACAGCCACGGCCACGUUGAGCUCUACCUGGCCCUGACCGUGGAGACCAACUGUGACCUGGAGCUGCUGCACUUCCCCCGGGACCAUAGCAACUGCACCCUCGGCUUCUUCGCAUUCAGCAACUCAGCGGCAGAGCUGGCGUUCCAGGCCCACGCCGUGAACCAGAUCGUGAGCGUGAAGCGGGAGUACGUGGUCCAGGACGUGAUGGCUCAUAUCCCCCCCAGGCAGCUGGUGCCCUGCUUCCAGGUGACGCUGCGCCUCCAGAACACGGCGGUCAAGGGCGUCCUGGCGCUGCUGGUCCCCGGGGAGGCGCUGCUGCUGGCCGACGUGUGUGGGGGGCUGCUGCCCCUGGGGGCCGCCGAGCGCAUCGCCUACAAGGUCACCCUGCUGCUGGGCUACCUGGUCUUCCACUCGUCCCUGGUGCAGGCGCUGCCCAGCUCCUCCUCCUGCAACCCGCUGCUGCUGUACUACUUCUUGGUGCUGCUGCUCCUGCUCUUCCUCAGCACUGCAGAGACCGUCCUGCUCGCCGGGCUGCUGGCGCGGAGCCGCGGCCCCGGCCCCGGCCCGGCAGAGAAGCCAGCGCCACCGCGGCCGGAAGGUGGGCACGGCCAUCCGGGGACAGUCCCGGGAAACGUCCCCUCCUCUCUCCCCUCAGGGGCUCCCCGGAGGAGCCGGCUGGAGGCCGUGGACCACAUCUUCUUCCUGGUGUACGUGGUGGGCGUCGUGGGCAGCCAGCUGGUCUUCGUGGGCAUCUGGGCCUGGACCACGUGCAGGUCUCACCCCGCCCCUGGCCUGGCCGCACCCCACGGUGGGCAGCCCCGGAUGUGACCUGGCCGGGCUGGACGGCGCCCGGGAGAGCAUGUCCGUCCGCAGGCACGUGAAUAAACCCGCUCCGAGCAAGCCCCUGGCUGGCAGGCCCGUCUCCGCGAGCUCAGCUGCCCACUCCCGAGCGAGCAGGGGACC